Messenger RNA from Truncatella angustata, 684 nucleotides. RefSeq lists its product as uncharacterized. The transcript has a single exon. The record is from RefSeq and is a predicted model, not a curated record. The coding region runs from base 236 to 439 and encodes 67 amino acids. NCBI's taxonomy places the organism in Eukaryota, Fungi, Ascomycota, Sordariomycetes, Amphisphaeriales, Sporocadaceae.
GCAAGUUCGCCGCAACCUGGUAACUAAGUUGUGAAGUAAAUUAUAUAUCAUAGACCUGCAACUUGUGCUACAAGUCAAAAGGAAAGGAACUUUUGUUUCUCCCUAAUAGACUAUUGCUAUUUAGUAUCCAUGAUCAGGACUUCAGGAUUCCUGCCUUUCUCAAGCAUUAUGUUCCCAAAAUCGUAACUUGCGCAACUUGAUACCACCACAAUAGUAGAAGUACCGAACAGGUUAGAUGUCCUUGGUUACAUUUCGGAGUCUUUUUCCUGUUGCCAUUUACUGUACCCAACUCAUCUGCAAUGGCUAUUCGGCGGCGAAACGCCAUACAAUCUGUGCGCCGCCUCCCCCGCCAUUUUUGCACAUGACUUUACAAUGGUUGACAGAAUCUAGGAAUUUGUCGGAGCAAAUCGCGUGGUGUAACCCAGAGCGGCUGGGAUGAGCAUUUCCAACACCAUCUGGAAGAUACACCGGGGGAAUAGGUAUUGCCCAGGUUGCUUACACAAUGGCCUUGUCCUUGGGAAUAGUCAAUACGUAGUUUCGUUUACACUAUUAUGUUAAGCACUCGACUCCACGAGUCUUGCACCGAACGAGGAUAGUAUCUCGAUAUGUAUUCUGUGUUAGCUAUAAUUAAUUUAGGUGUAGCUUCAUUGCAUAAAUAUAACGUGUAUUCCAUCGUCUGGCCAG